GCGUAUCAAGCGCCAUAAGCAGGCGGAGUAUCUGUUAAUCCUCUUAAGUUUCUGACAGACUAUGAUUCCUUCUCUCGAAUGCUCUUCUCCUGUCGUGAUUCAACAUCUCUUUCCUCUGCUCUCUCCUCUCCUCUGCACCUGCCAAGAUCAGAGUAAAGAAAAUCAAAAGAUCUUUAUUCAAUAGACAGCGAGACAAUGAGUCCAAGUGGGUAUACAGUAGAAGUUACUAGUCUGUCCCCUAACGCAACGGAAAAAGAUGUUUAUGAUUUUUUUGCCUUCUCCGGUGCAAUUGAGCACGUAGAAAUCGUCAGAUCUGGAGAUUUUGCUUGUACUGCUUAUGUAACAUUCAAGGAACCUCAUGCCUUGGAAACAGCUGUCUUGCUCAGUGGAGCUACAAUAGCAGAUCAACCUGUAUGCAUAGCACGCUGGGGCCACUAUGACGAUCCCUUUGAUAUUUGGGACAGGGCUUCAUGGAAACUUGAAGAUGAUGCUAGUUCAUCGCAGGCCUCACAUGGGAGACCUUUUAUCUCAUCUACUGGAGAAGCAGUCACCAUGGCACAGGAAGUGGUUACAACCAUGCUAUCAAAAGGUUACGUGCUAGGCAAAGAUGCAUUGAUCAAGGCCAAAGAAUUUGAUGAAUCUUAUCAAGUAUCGGCCAGUGCAGCAGCCAAGGUCGCCGAACUGAGCAAAAGAAUCGGACUGACAGAUAAAAUCUAUGCGGGGGUGGAUGCAGUCAAAUCCGUCGACGAAAAAUAUCAUGUGUUAGGGACCACCAAAGCAGCAGCAUCUGCAACGAGCCGGACGGCUGCGGCUGCCGCACAAUCUGUGGUCAACAGUAGCUACUUCUCGGCCGGUGCUCUUUGGGUGUCAGGUGCUCUCACCAGAGCUGCCAAGGCUGCAGCUGACUUGGGUACUCAUGGUAUGAAGAAAUGAAGCAUAAAUACUGUAGUUUCAGUAGAAAAGACUUUUUGGAUAUUGUAGUGUAUAUACUAAGUACUGGAAUUGAUGGACAUGCAUGCUCAUAUGUUCUACCUUCUUUUCUUUUGUUAUCCAAUAGUUUUCAUGUGCA
Magnolia sinica is the source of this 1069-nucleotide messenger RNA. Its product is annotated as binding partner of ACD11 1. The record is from RefSeq and is a predicted model, not a curated record. The transcript has 5 exons. Lineage: Eukaryota; Viridiplantae; Streptophyta; Magnoliopsida; Magnoliales; Magnoliaceae. Gene Ontology annotation, molecular function: RNA binding. Bases 196 to 933 code for a protein of 245 amino acids.